Aspergillus pseudotamarii is the source of this 903-nucleotide messenger RNA. RefSeq names its product proteasome core particle subunit beta 4 (gene pre1). The transcript has 5 exons. Bases 140 to 751 code for a protein of 203 amino acids. Gene Ontology annotation, biological process: proteasomal protein catabolic process. Gene Ontology annotation, cellular component: nucleus; cytosol; proteasome core complex. The record is from RefSeq and is a predicted model, not a curated record. Lineage: Eukaryota; Fungi; Ascomycota; Eurotiomycetes; Eurotiales; Aspergillaceae. Gene Ontology annotation, molecular function: peptidase activity.
UCCAGGCAAUCAAGCUCCGCGCGGCGUGUAAUGCUUGAUUGAUUCAUCAUCUUGAAUCUCUUACUUUCCUUCCAUCUUCCUCCCUUCUUGCACUUUUCCUUACCUCUAUAUCUGCUCGACAUACGCUUGAAGCUUGAAAAUGGAGGUUCUACUGGGUAUCACCGGCAAGGACUUUGUCCUGGUGGCAGCGUCCAAAGCCGCCAUGAGGGGUCCAACUAUUCUUAAAGCCGAAGAUGAUAAGACACGACAGCUCAACAAACACAGUCUGAUGGCUUUCUCUGGAGAGGCAGGAGAUACCGUACAAUUUGCGGAGUAUAUUCAAGCGAACAUUCAACUAUAUACGAUGCGGAAUGAUACCGAACUCGGACCGAAUGCCGUUGCCAACUUUGUCCGGGGAGAACUGGCGCGCAGUCUGCGAUCUCGGAGUCCAUACACGGUCAAUCUGUUGCUCGCUGGUGUCGAUGGAAUUACCCAGAAGCCUCACCUGUACUGGAUAGACUAUCUGGCUUCUUUGGCACCAGUGCCAUAUGCUGCUCAUGGUUAUGCCCAAUACUAUUGUCUCUCAACACUCGAUAAACACCACCAUCCUGAUAUUUCCCUCGAAGAAGGCUUAAAGCUUCUAGAGAUGUGCACAGACGAGCUAAAGCGUAGAUUGCCGAUUGACUACAAGGGGGUUUUGGUAAAGGUCGUGACCAAAGAUGGCGUGAGAGAAGUAGAAUUUGAUAAUGACAAGAUCGUCAAGAGUGCUUAAUGCGGUGUUGUAUAUCAUACCAUUUGUGUCUUUUGUUUUCGGUUUAUGGGACUUGGUUUUCAGACGAUCGGUUGCAUGGCAGGGUAUUUUUCAUGACUUUGACCAAAAUUUAGUCUCGCCCACAAUUUACUAUAGGUAGAGACUAAGAGAAA